UCGUUGGAAGUUGUUUUGACAUUUCGCAGUACUUUGAACAUUUAUUUCGACAUGGAUACAUUAUAUGCUAUCUGUUUUGUAGGAUUUCUUUUUUAUCGAAAGGAAACAAUAUUCCUCACGCACAAAAGCGUUUCGUUUGAUUGUUUUUGAACUGUUUUGUUUGAAUAUGUUUAGUGUAACUCGUAAAAAUCGCUACUUGUUCAAGAAACCAAUUUUUUUACAGAUCAUGCUUCCCGAAGAUAUUUCAUCCUAUCCGACAUGAAGACGAAAAAAUAUACGGCCCUUAAAGACAUUAAAAGUUGUAAAUUCAAUUUAUGUACAUAACGGGGCCGACAUUGCGUGACGUCAUAUUGCGCGACACUCCCUAUUGUGAAACAAAAUGGCGUCCUACUGUUUCACCGUCACUCGUUUGCGGCAGGCCCUUGGAACUGGCAUAAGGCGAGUUCAUGUCUCAGCUGCUCUCAGUGCCAAGGCCAAAGUGGCAAUGAGCCGCUUUGAGCCUGGUUCCAGCGUUGACUAUGGGCAGAUGCACCAGAAAAUUAACAUCGUGCGUAAAAGACUCAACAGACCUCUCACUCUGUCUGAGAAGAUUGUGUACGGUCAUCUGGAUGAUCCGGCAGGCCAGGAGAUCGAGCGCGGUCGCACAUACUUGCGCUUGCGCCCGGACCGCGUGGCUAUGCAGGAUGCUACAGCUCAAAUGGCCAUGCUUCAGUUCAUCAGCAGUGGUCUACCCAAGGUGGCGGUACCAUCCACAAUUCACUGUGAUCAUCUGAUUGAGGCUCAGAUCGGAGGGGCUCAGGACCUGCAGAGGGCUAAGGAAGUGAACCAGGAAGUGUAUAAUUUCCUUGCAAGUGCUGGUGCCAAAUAUGGAGUUGGCUUCUGGAAACCUGGAUCAGGGAUUAUCCAUCAGAUCAUUUUGGAGAACUACGCGUAUCCUGGGGUGAUGCUGAUUGGUACAGACUCACAUACUCCCAAUGGCGGUGGUUUAGGUAGCAUCUGUAUUGGAGUUGGUGGAGCUGAUGCUGUUGAUGUCAUGGCCGGAAUCCCUUGGGAGCUAAAAUGUCCGAAAGUGAUUGGAGUAAAGCUAACAGGCUCCCUAUCUGGCUGGACAUCUCCAAAGGAUGUCAUUUUGAAGGUGGCUGGAAUAUUAACUGUAAAAGGUGGCACAGGUGCCAUUGUAGAGUAUCAUGGGCCUGGAGUUGACUCAAUCUCUUGUACAGGAAUGGCCACCAUCUGUAACAUGGGUGCCGAGAUUGGAGCUACUACAUCCCUUUUCCCCUACAACCAUCGCAUGAAGACUUAUCUUGAGAAAACGGGUCGAGCAGAUAUUGCUUCACUAGCUGAUGAAUUUAAAGGUGACUUGGUUCCUGAUAAUGGUUGUGAAUACGACCAGACCAUUGAGAUUAACCUAAGCGAGUUGAAGCCACACAUCAACGGGCCUUUCACCCCCGACUUAGCCCACCCCGUGUCCGACAUUGGUGCCAUUGCUCAGAAGAGUGGCUGGCCCCUGGAGGUUAAAGUUGGUCUGAUUGGUAGCUGCACAAACUCCAGCUAUGAGGACAUGGGCAGAGCUGCUUCUCUUGCCAAGCAGGCCUUGGAUAGAGGCAUGAAGUGCAAGGCCCAGUUCACUGUCACCCCCGGUUCAGAACAGAUUCGUGCCACGAUUGAGAGGGACGGAUAUGCAAAGAUCCUGAGUGAUGUUGGUGGGAUUGUAUUAGCCAAUGCAUGUGGACCAUGUAUUGGUCAAUGGGACAGGAAGGAUGUGAAAAAAGGAGAGAAGAACACCAUUGUCACGUCCUUCAACAGGAAUUUCACCGCUCGCAAUGAUGCUAAUCCAGCUACUCAUGCUUUUGUCACCUCUCCCGAGAUUGUCACUGCCCUGGCUCUCGCUGGUACUCUCAACUUCAACCCCGAGACGGAUUACUUGACUGCUCCGAAUGGUGAUAAAUUUAAACUAGAACCCCCCACUGGUGAUGAGCUCCCCUCCAGAGAUUUUGACCCUGGCCAAGACACCUACCAGCAUCCCCCUGCUGAUGGCAGCUCUGUUGAGGUGGAUGUAAACCCCUCCAGCAACCGUCUGCAGCUACUGGAGCCCUUCGACAAGUGGCUUGGAAGCGACCUGGAAGAAAUGAAGGUCCUCAUAAAGGUGAAGGGAAAGUGCACCACUGAUCACAUCAGCGCUGCCGGGCCCUGGCUGAAAUUCCGGGGUCACCUUGACAACAUCUCCAACAACAUGCUGAUCGGUGCUGUUAACACAGAGAACGAUGCCGUCAACAAAGUCAAGAACCAUAUUACCGGAGAGUAUGAUGGCGUGCCGGAUGUGGCUCGUCACUAUAAGGCGAAUGGAAUCAACUGGGUGGUAGUUGGAGACGAAAACUACGGCGAAGGAUCCAGCAGAGAGCAUGCUGCACUCGAGCCUCGGCACUUGGGAGGACGCGCCAUCAUUGUCAAAAGCUUUGCCCGAAUCCACGAAACUAACCUGAAGAAGCAGGGCCUGCUGCCACUAACUUUCGCUAACGCUAGCGACUACGACAAAAUUCGCCCUGAUGACCACAUUUCAAUCACAGGCCUAAAAUCAUUUGCCCCUGGCAAGCCACUGACAGCGGUGAUCAAACAUAGCGAUGGCAGCCAGGAGUCCAUCUCCCUGAACCACACGUUCAACGACACGCAGAUUGAGUGGUUCAAAGCCGGAUCUGCCCUCAACAGGAUGAAGGAGCUCCAGUAAUUGACUGAGGGAAGUGAUGAAAGGUUUAUUCUAGCCAGAAGGGGGCCUCGGCAUGCGUGAAAAAGGCAAGGAAUGUAAGCUUAGUGGAGGAAGAGACCUUGUGAACUCUACUAAUGGUCGAGGUACACUUUUAGUCCUUUUUUGGUAAAAACCACAUGCACACACACAAGGUCGCUGGACAGAUGAAAAGCGCACACAGCCACAUAGUAAAUUGCACAAUGCAGAGUCAAACAAAAUAAGCACAGGCAACUUUGUGUGAGUAGGUAAGCAAAUAAUCUGUGGCGGGUUAGUGUCAUACGACUUAUGCUUACUCCUUUUUAUAUCACACACACUGUUUGCGUAUGGCUUUAGCGCACAUGACCCUGCAGAGUUUUAUACACUGGCGUGUUUUCGAGAUGUUUUUUUUAAUCAUAAAAAAAUUAUGAUGAUACACUGUGGAAUCUGUGGAAACAAACCGCUGUCAGUCCCUGACUUUGUUAAGGUUAAUAUCCUACAAAUUACAAUAAACUAUAGUUAUAACUAUGAGCGAAUUUGGAAAAACAUCUAUUUUCCAUUCACAGACUAUGAAAGCGGAGUGUGAUUCAGUCCACACUCCUCCAUGUGAAAUAUUUUAGAUGUUUGUAGUUAUUAACUUUGAUGUCUGCAGAAGGCUUUCCUCCUCCAAAACAUACAUGCUGCUUUUGUGAGAUUAACUUGCCUUUGUGUGUUCAUAAAUUUAGGCAUUUAUGAAAUCUGCCGCAAGAACAUUUUUGGUAGCUAAAUGGAUCAACACUGGCAUACUACGCUAAUCACCUUGCAUACCUGCCUGGUUUGGCUUUCUCGAACACUUUCUGAAAACACACAAUCUAUUCUGAUGGUAUCCAAAUGCUAAUACACUUGCACUUUGUUUCUGAUUCAUUUGUUUUUGAUUGUGUAUCCUUAGCAGGUGUCUAAUCGCCAGAAAUACAUCUGUGUUAUGAGUUAUUGUUUUGGACCUAAUAAAUCAUGAAAUUAGUUUUCAUACACUAAUUCGCCAAGAAAGUAAUUAUUUCGGUUAUCCCAUUAUGUGCUGUAGAGAAAUUGUGAGUGUAUUUCUGUUUGUUUUGUCAUUCUAUCAUCCAGAUUUAUUUUUUAAUAUAAUGAACGUUCCAUACAUGUGCUUAAAUGUCACAGUUUAGUGCGAUGUGCGAUAUUACUGCACUAUGUAUAAUAGUCUGUACAUACAGUAAAUAUUCAUAAGUUACUGUCUGCUAUCUGUCGAUAAGAGAGCUGCACCUCUUUAUAAGUUAACACAUAGUUAUACAAAUUUGGUUAAAUACUAAAUAUUUGAGUUUGUUACUGACUGAUAUGUAGCAGUUAAUAAACCCAAGUGUGAAAAAAUUUGGGAAUUCUUCGGACAAAUUGUAAUACACAAUUUCAACUUUUUCUAUCCUGCAGCAAGGUGAUGCAAUGUUGUUUAUGAGUUGUAUAUCAGUGAAGUCGGCGUGUUGUCAAAUAUUACUUGGCAGAUUCACUUGUGUCCUUUUGAAAAAAAAAAAAGAAUCAAAUGAGGACAAAUGGUAAUACGGUUACUCUCUUAACUCUUCAUGUUAAAACUAAAUCAGCUUUUGUAGCUAAUGAAACGUAUGCCAUUUUAUAGUGUGAAAUAUAUUCAAUGCUUCUAGCUACUGAAUUAAAAAUAAUCCAAUUAA
This is a messenger RNA of Corythoichthys intestinalis (scribbled pipefish), 4395 nucleotides long. RefSeq names its product aconitate hydratase, mitochondrial-like. The transcript has 18 exons. Gene Ontology annotation, molecular function: 4 iron, 4 sulfur cluster binding; aconitate hydratase activity. Gene Ontology annotation, cellular component: cytosol; mitochondrion. The coding region runs from base 380 to 2725 and encodes 781 amino acids. NCBI's taxonomy places the organism in Eukaryota, Metazoa, Chordata, Actinopteri, Syngnathiformes, Syngnathidae. Gene Ontology annotation, biological process: tricarboxylic acid cycle. The record is from RefSeq and is a predicted model, not a curated record.